AGUAAUUGAGCAUUUGGGCCCUUUGGGCUCUUGUAGGCUCAACAUGGCACAAAGGUCUGAGCUAAGGUUGCCGUUAAAAAAUCCAAUGCCGGUGCAUCCAUUGUUACGCACUAUCUAGAACACAGGAAACUCAGAAAACGACUCGAAAGAGCGGUACACAGAUAGCGAGCGGGUUCGCUCGAUCGAGGCAAUGCCGUGGCUGGUAGCAGUUAACUUCUCCUCAUUGUCAAUCCUUGCUUCUUUCAGAGAACUAAAGCCUAUAACAAAUGCUCAGUGUGUACCUUCAAGUUUGUGGUCUAAAAAAGCAUCAUUCAGAGUCAGCUCAUCUAUGUGCAUCAAGAAAUUUACUGCAGCAGACAGUCUGGAUGCUGGUUUUGUAGUUAAUGUACCAUCUAGUGAUGUAUUUGUUCAAUUUCUAUUUCAUUCUGAAGUAACUCAUUGUUCUCGAACGUUAACCGGAUACUGGAUUGGACCGGAUACUGAUGAUGGUUGGGGUUUUGUAGAAGCUUUUCUGGAUGAUAUAGUUUGAAAACAAAUUUCCUAUAAAUAUUCUUGGAGUGCAUAAUAGUUUUCCUCAACAACAUCAUGGUGAAAUCAUUUGAAUCUUUUCGUAUAGAGGGCUCAUAGUUUAAUGCAUGAGUUGAUUGCGUAGUUAUAUACAAAAAAAUCCGUCACUCGUUGGUGCUUUCAGAAAUCACUAUGGAGGAAUUAUACUCCGUC
This is a messenger RNA of Amaranthus tricolor (Joseph's coat), 720 nucleotides long. RefSeq lists its product as uncharacterized. The transcript is spliced from 3 exons. NCBI's taxonomy places the organism in Eukaryota, Viridiplantae, Streptophyta, Magnoliopsida, Caryophyllales, Amaranthaceae. The record is from RefSeq and is a predicted model, not a curated record. The coding region runs from base 191 to 529 and encodes 112 amino acids.